AAAAACCCUUGCCCACCCCAAUCCAAGACCCUGUCCCUCCCCAGCCCCAGGUCCAACCCCUGUCCUGCCCUUGCCAGCUCCCCAGCUCCACAUCCGAGCAGUCAACCCUCAAUCAGCACUCCCUACCUCGAACUCCGACCAGCCAUCCCCAGCCUCCCAAACCAGCCCCCGCCCGAGCCCCAGCCUCCUCGCAACCCCCCUCUCAGCCUCAUAGCCAUCAUCACCAGCCAAGCUGCCGGCGAGAUGCUAUAGAUCAAACGGAGCACGGCCAGAUCUAGAUCUUUGCCAGAGACGUAGAGAUGAAACGACAGUAAGGCAGAGCGACGGCUUUUACGACAAGGCGGAGCGGUGGCUUCGACGGCAAGGCGAAGCGGCGACGAGGCGGAGCAUCUUCGAGGCAGGACGAUCGACCUCCGGUGUUGCUUUCUCUCCUUAAUUUUGUAUAAUUUUGGACCCAGAAACCUCUCCUCGUUGAAACUUCAAACCAUAUAUGUGGGGGUGGGGGUACUGCCUACCCGCCAUUCCCCUGCCCCUCCUUUACUCAAGUUUCUGUCCUUGAUGACUCGGAGCCGCCUGAACCACAGCUCCAGAUCUUCUGGCCCUCCUAAUCCGGAUCACUUGACCCAUUCUCCCAGGCCCACCUACUCUUCAUCCUCAUCUACUCGCAAGUCAACUACCUCCCGAGCUAACCCGCUCAAAGCCGUCGCUCGGACGGUCGCCGGAGCUUUUGCACCUUGUUUCCCUCAUCCAGAUUCAAAAGACCCGACCCAGUUUGAUGAUUCCAUCUCCUCCAAAGCCAAAGCCACCUCUGGUAUUGGCACUGGAAGUGAGAGGACACAUAAUUCAGAUCAGAAUAUUUGUAAGAAUCUUAACAAAUUAACCCACGUGGAGCAGCCCGUUGGUGUGAAAUUUACCAUAGAAGAAAUUAAUAAGGCUACAAAGAACUUUUCGUUGAACCUAAAAGUUGGACAAGGCGGUUUUGGGACUGUCUACAAGGGCCGUCUUGCAAAUGGAACUGUUGUUGCAGUCAAGCGUGCCAAGAAGUUUGUUUAUGAUAAGUAUUUAGAAAAUGAAUUUCAAAGUGAGGUCCAAACCCUGGCAAAAGUAGAGCAUCUGAAUUUGGUCAAAUUUUAUGGUUUCUUGGAGCAUGGGGAAGAAAGGAUCGUUGUUGUUGAGUAUGUUUCAAAUGGCACUUUGAGGGAACACUUGGACUGUAACAAUGGAAGGGAUGUUCUACAUCUUGCCAAGAGACUGGACAUUGCAAUAGAUGUUGCCCACUCGAUCACAUACUUACAUACAUACACAGAUCACCCAAUUAUCCACAGAGACAUCAAGUCAUCUAAUAUUCUUCUCACUGAACACCUCCGAGCUAAGGUCGCCGACUUUGGUUUUGCCAGGCUUGCUGCUGAUAGUGAGUCUGGAGCCACACACGUUUCUACCCAAGUCAAAGGAACUGCUGGCUACUUGGACCCGGAAUAUCUUAAAACCUAUCAUCUUACUGAGAAGAGUGACGUUUACUCGUUUGGGGUAUUGCUCGUCGAGCUUGUCACAGGAAGGCGACCCAUUGAGCCUACACGUGAACUCAAUGAGCGAAUAACUGCUAGAUGGGCUAUGAGAAAAUUCACCGAAGGAGAUACAAUUAUGAUUCUGGAUCCACGGCUGGAAAGAUCUAUGGCGCAUGGUGCGAGUAUAGAAAGAAUUCUUGAAUUAGCUUUACAAUGCUUGGCUCCUCAUAGACAUAACCGGCCUGAGAUGAGGAAGUGUGCCGAGAUUCUCUGGAGCAUCCGCAAAGAUUUAUGAGAUUCAAACAACUGUCUACAAUACCACAUAUGAUGAUUCUUUUUUGUGUAUAUAUACUCCAAGCAGAUGGCAAGUUCUUAUACAGCAAGGAGAGUGCCUCUCUUCUAUAGGGAUGUUGAGCAAUGCAUGAAAAGUAAGGUGGCAAGGUUUCCUACACUACAUGGAUCCUUCUGGCACAUGUCUCUCCAUGUGUGGGCAAAGUGCUGUACACCACCCCAUCCCAAUGAUGUGGCUUGUUUUGAUGUAAUUUUCUGUUUUUAAUGGUUGUAUGAACUGUGUAGAGGUAUGCCAGUAAAGUUUCUUGAGGAAAUAGUUGGAUGGAAGGAUUGGAAGCACACAUUCUCCAUUUCUUCCUCUAAUAUUAGAUAUGUAUUUCAAAAGUGCUUUCUUGCAAAACAACUUCAUAAUAUCACCUGCAAUCAUUUGUGCUAAUGCAAUUUGUUCUUUCCUUAAAGUGCAACUCCAAAAUUUAUGUACCAGACAAGUCUCUGUUCACCGUUAUCACCAGCGCCCUCACUACCGUCCUUCUCUG
Cuscuta europaea is the source of this 2332-nucleotide messenger RNA. NCBI's taxonomy places the organism in Eukaryota, Viridiplantae, Streptophyta, Magnoliopsida, Solanales, Convolvulaceae. The record is from the annotation of a GenBank genome assembly.